AUGAUGUUACUUCUGAAUCGUCUACUCUAUUUCAUACUCUUGGUACCAUCAUUAGUUAGUUCUUCUCAAAUUAAUCUUUAUCUGACUGAUUGGGCCAUUGACAACGUGAAUGGUGUUACACUACAGCACAACUGUCUUUACGUUGCCACCUCUAUUAACGAUGAGAAAAAUGCUCCUCAAAUCCUUUCAUAUUGUAUGGGUGAAUGGCCAUCAAGAUGGAGCAUACACAAGAGUAAUUUUGAUCGAAUUUUUACCUUUGCCGAGCUUAAUCAACUACAGAUCACGAGUCGACAGUUAUAUACGUGGUCAGCACCAAUAGAUCUUGUUGAGAGAUACCAGUCAUAUUUGAAUCAACUUCAAGUUUCAAAUGAGACAUCGAUGAGCACACAGCUCUUCUACAACUGUACAUUACUACAAUUUGGUCCCAUAUGUCAAUAUUCGAUCGAUGAUUAUGAUCUUCAUCAAUCAUCAUUAAAUAAAAUCAUUGCUCAAUUCUAUUCGCACGGAUAUAAACCGACUACAUUUACAUGUUACGUCCAUUUACAAUGUAAUCGUGGUCCAGCUUUGUCUUGUCUCGACUGGAGUGAAAUUUGUAAUGGAAAAAUUGAUUGUGUGGAUGGAGGACAUGAUGAAGAAUACUGUUGGCAACUUGAAAUCAAUGAUUGCGGAAAUGAUGAAUAUCGAUGUAGCAAUGGACAAUGUAUACCCUAUACAUUCUUUUGUGAUGAUUCUCUCGUUCCUGAUUGUCUUGAUGGAUCUGAUGAAGUUUCGAAAUUUCAGGACAAACGCGACAACUGCGAUAAAAGUGAACCAACAUUUGCAUGCGAAGAUGUUGUAUGUAUGAUCAAUUCUCAAUAUUUUUACAGUCCUUUCACAAGCUCAUGUGUAAAACAGCGCAGCGAAUUACUCUUAAAGGCGAUGUUUCUGCACAAGCCAAAUUCAAUGUCUCAUUUGUGUUGGUUAGCAUUCAUGUGCGUUCUUCAUAUGCAAGAUAAUUGGAUAGCCGAUGAAUGUUUUCCACUAUGUAAAAAUCGAGCAUGCAGUGAAAUAAUUGAAAGUACUUGUCCAGAUAUGUUUUACCUACCACCCAUUCCAAUUUUGUUUAAUCAAGUCUACUUUGCAUACACAAACAAGAACGUAGAGUUCUCCAUUUUUUCAUCAGCUAUACCUCACUACAUCUGUUUUAAUGGUCAACUCUGCAGUCAAUAUUUCGUGAAAUAUGAAUCUAUCAUGUUUAACAAUACUAUAUGUUAUCGUCCUAAAGAUUUAGGAUUAUACUUUCGUCAACAAAGAGCAACAUGGGUUCAUCUAUAUGUCACACCUUUAUUCAAACUGCUUCAUACAUGUUAUGAAAUGGUAGAUAAUAGUUCAGCACUAUGCAAUAGAUCAACUAUGUAUCAGUGUAUGAACUCAUCUAAAUGCAUCUCUCGAAAUCGUCUAAAUGAUGGCAUUAUAGAUUGUUUUUAUCAUGAUGAUGAACAAUUGAAUAUGGUCAAUAAUACUUGUUUAUUAGAACGGUUCAUAAAACAUUUCAAAUGUAUAAAAACAAAUCAAUGUAUUUCUUAUCGACUUGUCAACGACGGCACAUGCCAUUGUAGUGAAUAUUGGAAUGGUUUAUGUGAUGAUGAAUUUACUGACGUUCAUUAUGCUCGAAAUCAUAUUUUAUUUCAGAUAAUAUGCGAUGGCUUUAAUGAAUUGAUACCAGUGAUUAUUGAUGGACGAAAUGAAACAGACGAAACAGAAUGUGAACAAUGGCAAUGUAAUAACACAUAUACACGCUGUGAUGGUUUUUGGAAUUGUCUCAAUGGAGCUGAUGAAAUCAAUUGCGAUUCAUUAGGAUUAUUAGAUUGUCCUCUUCACCAUCACAUUUGUGUAUCAACUGAAACGAAACGACUUACAUGUCUGCCAAUCGAAAAAGCCGAUGAUGGUCAAAUAGAUUGUCUUGGUGGCACUGAUGAACCUAGAUUAUGCCGAGAAAACCAUUAUUUAGCUGCUGAUAACAAUUUUUACUGCAAGAAUGACACCCGUAGAACAUGCCUUAAUUAUGGACAUCUCUGUAAUCGUUAUGACGAAUGUGAAUAUGGAGAUGAUGAACAAGUAUGUGAUACGAAUAGAAAUUUCACAAUACAUGGAAGUGUUUGUUUCGAUAAUAAUGCCGAAAUGAGAUCUGACGUGGAAAAGUUCCUUUGUGAAAGAUUCAUAGAUACAAAAAACCAACGGAUUGUGCAUUUUUCACUCGGUAUUGAUCGAAACUCGAGUAUCAACGCAACAAAAUCAAAUAGAAAAAGAAUUCUUCCACAUUCGUUUAGUCGUCAAACUAAUAAGCGUUGUCAUCGUGGUUUUGAUUUGCGAGUUUGGUUAGAUAAAGACCAGAAUUUGACAACAACAACAUGUCUUUGUCCACCAAGUUUCUAUGGUGAUAUGUGUCAAUAUCAAAAUCAACGCGUAAGUCUCACCAUGCAAUAUCGAGCUUUUUCUGAUGCAUGGCGAACACCAUUUGUUCUUGUUGUCAUGGUCAUAGACGAUAGCGAUGAACGAACUAUACAUUCUCAUGAACAAUUCACUUAUCUACCAAUGCGAGAUUGUCAAAUCAAAUUUCAUUCUUAUCUGUUCUAUUCAACACGACCAAAAAACAACUCAAUAAACUAUUCGGUACAUAUCGAUAUCUAUGAAAAGCUUUCUUUAGCUUAUCGUGGAAGUUGGUUCUUACCAUUGAAAUUUCCAUUUUUGUCUGUACAUCGUCUUGCCGUUCAAUUGGAUAUUCCACACAGUGUUGAUAGCAUCAAAAGUUGUUCAGAUCUACAGUGUGUUCAUGGUUAUUGUGCUAUGUAUUCGAAUAAUCAGAAUGGCUCUAGUUUUUGCCAAUGCAAUCAAGGAUGGUCUGGGCAAUACUGUACGAUUCCACAUACUUGUACAUGUUCAUCUGAUUCUCUGUGUGUUGGUAUCUCAGCUAACAAUCGAUCUUUGUGUGUUUGUUCGAUUAAUCGAUUCGGUCCUCGAUGUUUGCUCGAUAAUACAUUGUGUGAACUCGAUCAAAAUACAAAGUGUCUCCAUGGUGGACAAUGUAUUCCAGUUGAUGAACAUAUUUUAUCUGAAAGAAAAUUCACGUGCAUUUGCUCGAAAGGUUUUUCUGGAGAUAGAUGUGAAAUACCUGAUAGUAAAAUCAUUGUUUCAUUUCACAAAGAUAUUCUCUUAUCACAAGCAAUGCUUGUACAUUUCAUUCGGGUGAUCGAUAAUGCUUUACCUGAACGUGCGACUACUUUCAAAACAAUACCUGUUCAUCAAAAUUCAAUUAUUAUUUAUUGGUCACGUCCAUUUCAUCUUGUCUUUAUUGAACUUUUCAAUAAAAGUUACUAUUUAGCUGUUAUUCAAAGAGCAUUCUCUCCAUCAACAACAAUUAUUAGGAAAAUCAAAUCAUCGAAUCGUUGUGAACACAUCACUGAGCUAUUUAAUAAAACGAUCAUCAAAUUACAUUUUCUUCGUCGAAUCAAAUAUUAUCAUGUUCCAUGCCAACGACAUUCACCAAAGUUAUCAUGUUUUUAUGAUGAUAUUCAUCUUUGUUUAUGUAAUGAUCAUGGUUUACAUCGUGUGGCUAACUGUUUCGAAUUCAAUCAUCAUCUGAAAAGUGAUUGUCUUGGCCGAAGUGGCUGCGAAAAUGAAGCUCAAUGCUUUCAAGAUAGUUUGACUUGUGCACAAACAUCGAUUUGUAUAUGUCCGACUUGUUUCUAUGGAGUACGAUGUCAGUUCAGUACUAGUGGUUUUGGUCUUUCACUUGAUUCCAUUUUGGGUUAUCACAUAUUGCCACAUCACAGCAUCCUACAUCAACCGUAUGCUGUCCAAAUCAGCGCAGUUUUGACUGUUAUCAUGGUUAUAGCAGGACUAAUCAAUGGUGUUCUCACAUUGAUCACUUUUCGAAGUAAAAAACUACGUGAAGCCGGUUGUGGUUUAUAUCUAAUAGGAUCAUCCAUCACUACUAUACUGACGAUGACUCUGUUUGGUAUUAAAUUUUGGACACUUGUUAGUUCACAAAUGUCGCUGACAAUCAAUCGAUCCUUCGUAUAUGUACAAUGCCUAUUAAUUGACUUUCUUUUACGCAUUUGUCUCAGUAUGGAUCAAUGGUUAAAUUCAUGUGUGGCUGCCGAGAGAGCAAUAACUGCUUUGAAAAAAGUCAAGUUUGACAAAAAGCAGAGCAAGAACGUUGCUAAAUAUGUGAUUGUUGCUCUUCUUGUUCUGACAAUUAGUACAGCUAUCCAUGAUCCUGUUCAUCGACGUCUUUUUAACGAUGAAGAUAACGACGAGAAACGAAUCUGGUGUAUUGUAAGUUAUCCGUUCAGUUUUCAACUUUUUAAUUCGGUUACUUAUCUCUUUCACUUUUUCAUACCAUUUUUCAUCAAUCUAAUCUCAGCUUUGAUCAUCUUGAAAGCAAAUGCUAGACAAAGAGCCAUCGUUCGGCCUCAUUAUACUUAUCAACAGCUCUUGCGUGAACAAUUUCAACAACACAAUCGUCUUAUUAUAGCUCCAUUUAUCUUAAUCAUUCUUGCUUUUCCACGUGUGAUUCUUUCUCUUGUUUCUGGUUGUAUGAAAUCAGCUCAAGAUUCAUGGUUGUUUCUAAUUGGAUAUUUUAUUUCAUUCAUUCCACCGACGUUCAUCUUUUUAGUUUUUAUUUUACCAUCAAAAUUGUAUAAAGAAGAAUUUCGCAAAGCUGUCAAGCAUUACUGGAAGAUGAUAUAG
This is a messenger RNA of Rotaria sp. Silwood2, 4731 nucleotides long. Lineage: Eukaryota; Metazoa; Rotifera; Eurotatoria; Philodinida; Philodinidae. The record is from the annotation of a GenBank genome assembly.